CUAUAUGCUCGGAGGCACUUUUUGUAUCCACCUUUAAGUAUCAAUGAGUACAAUGAACGGGUGAUGAAAGUAGUACGCUGUGAAGCACAGGAUAUUCUGCUUAAGAAGAUUCUUGAUGAUGACUUCUUAACUGAAGAAGAAAGGGACAUUCUUCGCUGGGGAAAAAAUGUUGUUACCAGCAAAUCACGAACUACAAAACGAGCUGGUGUAGCUGUCUACAAUAGAGCAUCUUCACUUGAAACACUGGUUGGAUAUCUUUACCUAACUGAUGUGAAACGCUUGGAAGAACUUAUGUUUAGAUUAGGAUUCUCGACUGGUGCUUCUUCAGAUUUUAUUGCAGAGGAAUUUCGCAUGAAUUUCCAAAAAACAAGUAAAUUGUCAAGCUCUCAGACACCUACUACGCAGUAAGCGAAGUUACGAUUUGCAAAUUUGGAAAUGAGAAGCAUGGUGACUUGCUGGUGGUCGCCUAUUUGCUGGAACCAACAAUUCCCUCACAUUUCUCACAUUAUUAUUAGUUCAACAGCAUUGACAUGACAGGGAGGGGCAACCAAGCCAGAAAGAGGGAUACACUGCUCUGGAACUGAAGCUACUAUAGAUAUGUGCGGAUGUAUCUAUUGCUGAGUCCCGUUUAUCAGAAAGAGGGAAUGCAAACUAUGAAGCUGUGGUUAUCCCUUAUUUGGAUCAGCCAGUACCCCCCUCGAGUUUUCUAAUGUAGCAGUAGCCAUCAUUUGCUAAAGCGAUACAAUGCAAGCAUAUUCAGGAUAAAGUGACCAUUUUGAAAUUUUAUGGUGAUCAUUCAAAAUGAGCUUUAUCCUCAUGUAGACGGUAAUUUCUGUCAUCCAUGUUUUUCCAAAACAGGUUCCAAUCAUUUUAUCAACUUGCUUGCGUUGUGUCGUUCUCAUCCGCAGCAAUAGAUGUUGAUGCGAUGCAUGACAAAAUGCACUCAUGUACGUCUCAGAGCAUUACAUUACAAAAGGCUUUUAUUAUGGUCUUUUAUUAUAAGAAUAUACUUCUCACAUUCUUAAUAUU
Molecule: messenger RNA, 1029 nt
Organism: Elaeis guineensis (African oil palm)
Lineage: Eukaryota; Viridiplantae; Streptophyta; Magnoliopsida; Arecales; Arecaceae
Source: RefSeq, a predicted model, not a curated record